Molecule: messenger RNA, 4745 nt
Organism: Mus musculus (house mouse)
Lineage: Eukaryota; Metazoa; Chordata; Mammalia; Rodentia; Muridae
Gene: Pcsk2
Product: proprotein convertase subtilisin/kexin type 2
Exons: 12
Coding region: 359-2272 (637 amino acids)
Biological process (GO): peptide hormone processing; proteolysis; insulin processing
Cellular component (GO): endoplasmic reticulum lumen; secretory granule lumen; transport vesicle
Molecular function (GO): serine-type peptidase activity; serine-type endopeptidase activity
Source: RefSeq, marked validated
AGAAUUGGAGCCGAGGAGGAGCUGAAAAUGCAGAUUUAGCAUCAAGCACAGACACACACUAGCUCUUUCUCUCGGGUACACACAGCUCCGCACAUUCGCACCCCUGCCAGCCAGCCGGGCUGCGCGACUCCCCGGCUUCCCUGGCAGCCAGCUGCUGGUGGACAGCGUACAGAUUUGCUGUUUGCCAAGCUUCUUUUCUGCCUCUUUUGCUAUACAAAGAUUUUUUUUUUUAAAAAAAAAAAAAAAGAAAAACAGAAACAAAAACUACAUACCUAUUUUUUAUUUGCAUCUUCCCUCUUCGUCCCCUGCUCCACCACCCUGCGCGCCUCACAGCCCCACUUUUCACUCCCAAAGAAGGAUGGAGGGCGGUUGUGGAUCCCAGUGGAAGGCGGCCGGGUUCCUCUUCUGUGUGAUGGUUUUUGCGUCUGCCGAGAGACCCGUCUUCACGAAUCAUUUUCUUGUGGAGUUGCAUAAAGACGGAGAGGAAGAGGCUCGCCAAGUUGCAGCAGAACACGGCUUUGGAGUCCGAAAGCUCCCCUUUGCAGAAGGCCUGUAUCACUUUUAUCACAAUGGGCUUGCAAAGGCCAAAAGAAGACGCAGCCUACACCAUAAGCGGCAGCUAGAGAGAGACCCCAGGAUAAAGAUGGCGCUGCAACAAGAAGGAUUUGACCGUAAAAAGAGAGGGUACAGGGACAUCAAUGAGAUUGACAUCAACAUGAAUGAUCCUCUCUUUACAAAGCAAUGGUACCUGUUCAACACUGGGCAAGCCGAUGGAACUCCUGGGCUAGACUUGAACGUGGCCGAAGCCUGGGAGCUGGGAUACACAGGAAAAGGAGUGACCAUUGGAAUUAUGGAUGAUGGAAUUGACUAUCUCCACCCAGACCUGGCCUACAACUACAACGCUGAUGCAAGUUAUGACUUCAGCAGCAAUGACCCCUACCCAUACCCUCGAUACACAGAUGACUGGUUCAACAGCCAUGGAACUAGGUGUGCAGGAGAAGUUUCUGCUGCAGCCAGCAACAAUAUCUGUGGAGUCGGCGUAGCAUACAACUCCAAGGUGGCAGGGAUCCGGAUGCUGGACCAGCCCUUUAUGACAGACAUCAUCGAAGCCUCCUCCAUCAGCCACAUGCCUCAACUGAUCGACAUCUACAGUGCAAGCUGGGGCCCCACAGACAAUGGGAAGACGGUUGAUGGGCCCCGAGAGCUCACACUCCAGGCCAUGGCUGAUGGCGUGAACAAGGGCCGUGGGGGCAAAGGCAGCAUCUAUGUGUGGGCCUCUGGGGACGGUGGCAGCUACGAUGACUGCAACUGUGACGGCUAUGCUUCAAGCAUGUGGACCAUCUCCAUCAACUCAGCCAUCAAUGAUGGCAGGACUGCCUUGUAUGAUGAGAGUUGCUCUUCCACCUUAGCAUCCACCUUCAGCAAUGGGAGGAAGAGGAAUCCUGAGGCUGGUGUGGCUACCACAGACUUGUAUGGCAACUGUACUCUGAGACACUCUGGGACAUCUGCAGCUGCUCCGGAGGCAGCUGGCGUGUUUGCAUUAGCUUUGGAGGCUAACCUGGAUCUGACCUGGAGAGACAUGCAACAUCUGACUGUGCUCACCUCCAAGCGGAACCAGCUUCAUGAUGAGGUUCAUCAGUGGCGACGGAAUGGGGUUGGCCUGGAAUUUAAUCACCUCUUUGGCUACGGAGUCCUUGAUGCAGGUGCCAUGGUGAAAAUGGCUAAAGACUGGAAAACUGUUCCGGAGAGAUUCCAUUGUGUGGGAGGCUCUGUGCAGAACCCUGAAAAAAUACCACCCACCGGCAAGCUGGUACUGACCCUCAAAACAAAUGCAUGUGAGGGGAAGGAAAACUUCGUCCGCUACCUGGAGCACGUCCAAGCUGUCAUCACAGUCAACGCGACCAGGAGAGGAGACCUGAACAUCAACAUGACCUCCCCAAUGGGCACCAAGUCCAUUUUGCUGAGCCGGCGUCCCAGAGACGACGACUCCAAGGUGGGCUUUGACAAGUGGCCUUUCAUGACCACCCACACCUGGGGGGAGGAUGCCCGAGGGACCUGGACCCUGGAGCUGGGGUUUGUGGGCAGUGCACCACAGAAGGGGUUGCUGAAGGAAUGGACCCUGAUGCUUCACGGCACACAGAGCGCCCCAUACAUCGAUCAGGUGGUGAGGGAUUACCAGUCUAAGCUGGCCAUGUCCAAGAAGCAGGAGCUGGAGGAAGAGCUGGAUGAGGCUGUGGAGAGAAGCCUGCAAAGUAUCCUGAGAAAGAACUAGGGCCACGCUUCCGCCUUCACCUCCCCUUCCUCCCCGUCUCUGCCUCUCCUUGCUCCACAGUUCUGGCAGCCACCAGCCACCCAGCAAUUCCUGUUACCCCCGACACAAGCAAUCCCAGCCUGGUCUCAAGCUUUGCUCGCUGUCAAUGAUUAUUUUCACUACAAUGGAAGCAACCGUUUUUAUUCUGUAGCCCAAAUAUAGCGUUCCUACCAACAUCUAUGUCCUAUGUGUGACUCGACCUUUAUUUCUGUCAUGUAAAUGGGUGGUUGUGCUGCACUUGAAACCAGGAAAGCUCUGCCCUCGCUUUUUUUUUUUUCUUUUCCUAUCUGAGAAGAGAAGAGAAUGCAUCUAAAAAGCCACACAUGGUGACUCAAGAAUAUUCGUGGCCUCAGCUGAGAUGCUGAUAGAGAGUGAACUCCACAGCUCUAGCAUGGGGGUUGGAGGGUGGCUUGGAUUAAGCAAGACUAGUCAGGGAUGUAAACUGAGGUGCCUGAUGAGAAAAGAUGUGGUCCCCCAGGGAGCCCUGAAGCCCAAAUACUGGACAGGCUGAGGAAGUUUAAAAGGCACGAGCUUUGAAAGUUUAAUCCCUAUACCCAAAUCGUGUCCCCUCUGCUCUGCCAGGAUGACAUAAAAUGGAAACACAUGGCUCUUCUGUCACCAGCUACUGCUCUUCACUGGGACUGGACCCACUGGAGCAGCCAAAAUGCCUCUUACAUUGCCUUUAUCCACACACCCGCAGUUUUCAGGUACUCUUUACACAGCCAUCCAAGAGAGAAACUACCAGGUCAAUCUAGCUGCUGUCUGGCUAAGAGCAGUUUACCAAUUUUAGAAAUAGGAGCAUCCCCUUUCCUGAGUGGUUUUAGAGUUCCCUGUUAUGACACAACCAAGAGGCAAGAGGUUUUUUUGGUUUGGUUUGGUUUGGUUUGGUUUAGUUUUGAUUUUGAUUUGGUUUUGACAGUGUCACCCACACCAACCAGGGCUUUGAUUUCCCAAAACUAUCACUGGAGUGCAAUAUCUCCCUCCCUCAAGUUGUAAUUUCACUGGUGUUUUGGAGAAAUGAGUCACUGUUUGAGAAGGGGCCAGUGGAUGAAGGGGGCACAUCAGAAGGCAUGAGUUGCCAUACUUAUGUGGACCUCUAGUUGCUAGAAGCUUGUUGCAUGGAGAGGGGCCCAUGCCACCUCAUUCCCCAUAACUCGAAGCCAGAAGGGAAGCAAGAGACAAUCUCUUUCAAAAAAACACAUGUUGUCACUUUAGCAACCACGAGAAUAUCUAGCAAGCACCCCAAAGGUGACAGCUGUCAACUUUAAAAGACAUCGCUUCAUUCCCAGUUACUAUCUAAAGUAACCCACUGUCACUUGGAGUGCCUGCCCAAGGAUUGGCUUCCCACUCAGAUCUCAGUGUCCCCUGGUCCUCUCCCCACCCUAGGUUCUCCCCCUCCCUUCCCUGAAGCAUGUGCAGAGCCUGGAGUUUCUUUGCUGAAGCCAGCAACUCAGAAGCACUAAGGUUCCGUUCCUGGGGGGCGACUUUAGGAGAGAAUUCUGGGAAGCUUCUUUCAUUCCUUUUGUCCCCCAUUUUAGCCUGGAUUUUUUCUUCUCUGGCACCUUGUAACAUUCCCUGUGUCAUGCUUUUGAGUGUAAUAAUAUUUAUGAUUUCUAAAAGAAAUUUAUUAUUUGUUACAAAGGUCUGUUUAAACCACCUUAGAUUUAAAGAAAAAAUGGCAAUCAUUGAGAAUUCAUUUCACAUUAAUGGUCUGGAAAUAAAACCAAAGGACAUUCUGUGUGCACAUACACAUAAAUGCACAUAGAAAUAUAUAUAUACAUAUGUAGACUAUAUACAUGUGUAUAUGUGUGUAUAUAUACCUGUAUAAAUGUACAUACACACAUAUACCUAAAUGUGUGUGUAUUCUGUAUGUAUUGAAGACACAGACGCCAUAUACAUCUCUAAAAGAGUAUUCAGAAAAUAUCAAAAUGAUUCCGGCUGAGUAGAAGGCCGGUAGAGAUUCAGGUGAAAUGUCUGUUCAUCUCUUCCCAUUUAUGACACCUCUGUAAUUUUGAAGCUCUCUGUAUAAACAUUAAUUGUCUUAUAUGAGCAGCAGAAAUAUAAAAUAGUUGUCCAUAUUUUCACAUUUGUGGUAUAAUUUAUGAAAUUAGAGAGUAACUUAUCUGCUUCUUAAUAGAAAUGGCAAGUUUUGAUAUGAGUAUAUAGUAUAUAAAGACAAAUAGUGCUAAGUGUAAAUAUUUGGUCUCUAUUUCACCUUUGGCAUCAGUAUUAACACCAACUGUCAAGCUAGUGAUGUUUUUUAUGAUGCCCCUGAGUCUGAUGCAAGAGACAGUCAUUUAUUUUAAAAACUGAAAAGCAAGUGAAUAACAAUCAGGUUAACAUUGUUACUCCCUGUGACAAGAAUUUUUAAGUAAAUUUAAAAAUAUAUGUUGUAAAUUAGGAGGCUCAACAAUAAAACAUACCUUCCGGAAAA